GUCCGGUUGGGGGGGGGGGUAAUCACCAAGCACUUUAUGCGGAGCGCAGUUUUUGCGUGGCGCUCAUUCAGUGCGCAGCAGCGGUGACGGAGAGCGUCAAAGUGGACUUUCUUUUCCGCCGAAACAUCUGUGGUGGUGUUUUUUUUUUGGCUGGUGUUGGGGGGGUCUCACUUGGAAGACUGCAAGGUGGAAAGAUGAGUGAACAAAGGAUUUAGCUGCCGUCUGCUCGGACCUAUCAGGAGAACGAACAUCCAUCUGUGGAGAGUGUGGGGGGGUGCUCAUUCCAUGCCAUUGGGGCUGCUGCGACCACCGCCGGUUCCGAGAGCGAGGCAGUCGGAACCAUCUGGGCCGGUGGCGCUCAUGUGGAUGCAGAGAGCCGAAGCGAACGGGACGGCUCUUUUUUAAAAUGUGAAAUUUUUACUACCGAGUCUCGUCGACGCUGACAGCUGCGCGUGCAACCCUCCUCACCUUCUCCGUCGGAUCUUCUGCAUCGAUUACAAAGGAGAUGGCGUUCCCGCUGGUCCUGUUCCUGCUGCUGCUGACCCGUGGGACCACAGGCCAAGACCCCGAGGACUCCGAGGCUCUCCCAACAGGCUGCGGUUGGGGCCUGGGGCGACCCUACACCCUCCUCUGUGACCUGGACUCCAUAUGGGGCGUCGCCGUGGAGUCGGUGGCGGCCGGUGGUACGCUGGUGGCCAUCUUGCUGGCACUGGUCCUGCUGUGCCGCUUACGUCACGUCAGCGAGGCUGAGAAGCGUAGCGGCGUGGGCCCCAUCCUGUUGCUGCUCCUGGGCGUGGUGGGCUUGUUCGGGCUGAGCUUCGCUUACCUGAUCGAGCAGGAUGAGGCGCUGUGUCUGCUGCGGAGGGCCCUGUGGGGCCUCCUGUUCGCUCUGUGCUUCUCCUGCUUGCUGGUGCAGGGGGUGCGCCUGCGCAGGAUGGGUCGGGAGCGGCGUAGCCCGGGAGGAUGCGCCCUUUCGGGCCUGGCGUUGGGUCUGAGUGCCGUGCAGGGCAUCAUCGCCACAGAGUGGCUCCUUCUCACCGUGCUGAGGGAGGGCCGGGCCGCCUGUCAGUACCUCCCCAUGGACUUCUCGCUAGCUUGCAGCUAUGUGCUAGCCCUCCUGUUAGCCGCCUUGACUGCCGCCACUCUGGCGCUAUGCGGGAAGACGCGUCAGUGGCGCUGCAGUGCCGUCUGGCUGCUGGUCACCUGCCUGCUGUCGCUGCUGCUGUGGGUGGCUUGGGUGGGCUUCUAUCUCUACGGCAACGCCUGGCUGGGAAAGUCCCCGGAAUGGAAUGAUCCGGCGCUGGCCAUCGCUUUAGUGGCCCAGGGUUGGCUCCUGCUUAUCUUCCACGCCAUCCCCGAAUCACACAUCUGCCUCAAGCCUCCGCCGCAGCCCACCGCCCCGGACUACUUUGACACAUCGCAGAACUCCACACGGAUGAGAGAGACCAGCUUUGAUGAAGACAUCCCGCUCUCUCACAGGCAGUUUGUGGAGAACCAGGGCUACGGAUACAACGACGAAAACACCGCAGGUUUAAGGAGCGGCAGCAGCGCCGGGCAGCACAACAGCAACGCGGGCGCCAGGCCCAGCGCUCCCUUCCGCAGCAACGUCUACCAGCCCACCGAGAUGACCAUGAUCCUGAACGGGGGAGCGGUGAGUACAUCCUCCCCGUCGCAGGUGCCCUCUGCCCCUCCCACCUACACCGGGAGGCAGCUGUGGUGAAGCGGGGAGGUGCAAAUUGAGGAGACGAAGAGGAGGGUGGAGGAGGAGGAGGAGGAUGCAAACAUGGAUGCCACUUUCACUCUGUACAGACUUCAACACUGACUCGUGUGCCAAUCAGAUAUUGUUUAUGUGCGAGCACGUGGGAGAGAAAGGAGGUCAUGGAUGACAAAGCUAGAAAAAACAAGUCGUCUUUGGGUCGGAUUUGCUCUCAAACUGUGAAAAGUAUUAUUUUCUUUAGCUCUGUCAUCCAUCCUUCCAGCGUCCACGUGGGAUGUGUGUGUGUGUGUGUGUGUGUGUGUGUGUGUUGAAAAAAACUAAAGAGAAAAAAGGAGUGUCAAGUGCGUAUU
This is a messenger RNA of Dunckerocampus dactyliophorus (ringed pipefish), 2067 nucleotides long. RefSeq names its product G protein-coupled receptor, class C, group 5, member Ba (gene gprc5ba). Lineage: Eukaryota; Metazoa; Chordata; Actinopteri; Syngnathiformes; Syngnathidae. Gene Ontology annotation, biological process: G protein-coupled receptor signaling pathway. The transcript has 4 exons. Gene Ontology annotation, cellular component: extracellular exosome; plasma membrane; signaling receptor complex. The coding region runs from base 506 to 1720 and encodes 404 amino acids. The record is from RefSeq and is a predicted model, not a curated record. Gene Ontology annotation, molecular function: G protein-coupled receptor activity; protein kinase binding; protein kinase activator activity.